This is a messenger RNA of Selaginella moellendorffii, 489 nucleotides long. RefSeq names its product mitochondrial pyruvate carrier 1. Gene Ontology annotation, cellular component: mitochondrial inner membrane. The coding region runs from base 70 to 444 and encodes 124 amino acids. The record is from RefSeq and is a predicted model, not a curated record. NCBI's taxonomy places the organism in Eukaryota, Viridiplantae, Streptophyta, Lycopodiopsida, Selaginellales, Selaginellaceae. The transcript has 4 exons. Gene Ontology annotation, biological process: pyruvate import into mitochondria.
UGAAUGGCACCACAUUAGGGUUUAUAGCCUAGAUAGCGCUAUUCUCUCCUUUCUAGCCAUAGAUCAAUCAUGGCGGCCGCGAAGACCACCGGGAGAUUCUCCGCGCAGCUCAAGAAGAUCUGGAACAGCGAGGUCGGCCCCAAGACGACGCAUUUCUGGGGUCCCAUCGCGAAUUGGGGCUUCGUCGCGGCUGGCCUGGCCGAUCUAAGCAAGCCGCCGGAGCUCAUGUCUGGAAACAUGACCUGCGCGAUGUGCAUCUACUCGGCAUUGUUCAUGCGAUUCUCCAUGGCGAUCAAGCCCAAGAACUACUUGCUCUUUGGCUGCCACGCCGCCAAUGAGACCGUCCAGCUCUAUCAUCUCUCGAGAAUCUACAAGUACCACUCCUCGCGAAAGGAGGAAGAAGAGGCAGCCAAAAGCGUGGAAGAAGAAAAGGUCGUUCGUUAGCGUUAAACAUGAUUUGGUCAUAAUCACGGAUUAUUCCUUUAAAAA